This is a messenger RNA of Solanum dulcamara, 1627 nucleotides long. RefSeq names its product heat shock factor protein HSF24. Gene Ontology annotation, cellular component: nucleus. Gene Ontology annotation, biological process: regulation of transcription by RNA polymerase II. The record is from RefSeq and is a predicted model, not a curated record. Gene Ontology annotation, molecular function: RNA polymerase II cis-regulatory region sequence-specific DNA binding; DNA-binding transcription factor activity. Lineage: Eukaryota; Viridiplantae; Streptophyta; Magnoliopsida; Solanales; Solanaceae. The transcript has 2 exons. The coding region runs from base 400 to 1314 and encodes 304 amino acids.
UAUUCAUCUUUUCUUCAUUCUUCAAGAAGAGAGAGAAAAAGGCUGAAAAUUCAAAGUUUUUUCUUCUUUUUUUUUUGGGAGAAAGAUAGUUAUGGUCGUGUUGUUCUUGGUGAAGUUUGGCAAAGUUGUAGCCAAUGGAAGAUUCUAAGAUCAUCAUCAAUCGUCCCAAAAAUAAUCUUGUUCAUUCUCUAGUGUUUCUUUUCGGUUUCUAUUGUUGGGAUUGGGAAUUCCUCACUGCCCUUUUGCUUUUCAGUUACUGCUCCUUCUAAUUUUCCUCUUUUUUAAAAUUUUCCCUAGGAUCUUGUCAAUUAAUUUUAGGUAACUCAUAAAUUAAUAAGCCCAAAUCCCCAAAGGGGGGUUGAUAGAUUUAGAAAAACAAAAGGAUAAAAGAGACAGAGGAUGUCGCAAAGGACAUCGCCGGCGCCGUUUCUGUUGAAGACUUAUCAAUUGGUGGAUGAUGCGGCCAACAACGAUGUCAUAUCUUGGAAUGAAAUUGGCACAACGUUUGUGGUGUGGAAAACUGCUGAGUUUGCAAAGGAUUUGCUGCCCAAAUAUUUCAAGCAUAAUAAUUUCUCCAGCUUCGUUCGGCAGCUUAACACCUAUGGUUUUCGGAAGAUUGUGCCCGACAAAUGGGAAUUCGCCAACGAGAACUUCAAAAGAGGACAGAAGGAGCUCCUCACAGCAAUACGCCGUCGGAAGACCGUGACAUCAACCCCGGCCGGUGGAAAGUCCGUGGCAGCCGGGACUUCAGCAUCUCCGGACAAUUCCGGGGAUGACAUAGGUUCGAGUUCGACCUCGUCCCCAGACUCCAAGAAUCCGGGUUCCGUGGAGACCCUAGGAAAGUUAGGAAAGUUGUCCCAAUUCUCGGACUUGUCAGAUGAGAACGAGAAGCUAAAGAAAGACAACCAGAUGCUGAGCUCAGAGCUGGUGCAGGCGAAGAAACAAUGCGAUGAGUUGGUUGCUUUCUUGAGCCAGUACGUGAAGGUUGCACCCGAUAUGAUCAACCGUAUCAUGAGCCAAGGAACCCCAUCAGGGUCCAGCCUUGAAGAGUUGGUCAAGGAGGUUGGUGUUGUUAAAGAUUUAGAAGAGCAGGGUAGUUAUAACGACGAUGAUCAAGAAGACGAUGACGAAAAGGGUAAUAGUACUCUGAAACUAUUUGGUGUGUUGUUGAAAGAAAAGAAGAAGAAAAGGGGUCCGGAUGAGAAUAUUGAUAUUUGUGGGGCACGUGGUAAAAUGAUGAAAACUGUGGACUAUAAUGGUCCAUGGAUGAAAAUGUCUUCGGCAGCUGGAGAGAGCAGCAAGAUUUGUAACUGAGGUGAAGUUGAUGCAUGUGUUCUUUAAAGGUUUGAGCAGAGUAAUUAGCUUCUCCUUUUUGAUUUACAAGUUUGAUGUUUAUGAAUAAAUAGAGAAUAUAAUUAGUAUGAGUAAGUAUUGGGGUUAGAUUACUGCUAAGUUCGUGUAUACACCACCUUUCAUGGUCGAAAUUUGACCUUUUUUAAUGUGCUACUGUUGGUUGAUUUCACAAUAGAAAGAUAUGUCCAACUGCAAUUGUAGCUCUUGUAAUUUUGCGUGCCCAUAAAUAAAAGUAGGAAUUUUACAAAUUUUAUAGUGUUAAGAGUUACUUAUA